UUUGCAGAAGAACAGUACGCGUGUGCCACCGGAAACAGAAGAAACUAUCGAAUUUCAUAUCGGAACAACUACUUGAGGCUGCCUGCGCCAUCGUCGACUGAAAAGUGUUGUCAUAUUUGUUGUUGACGGUUGAAAGGGUCGCGUUAUUUUCACAUAGAGAACGAGUUGUGCACAAGUGGUGUUUGCCUUGGAAGUUGUAAUGUCAGUCGGUGCCAUAGUGCCGCUCACACACUAGCUACAGUAACGUCAGCUUUUUCUGGCAAUAUCCUCGAAGGAAUCAGUAUGGAUGCGCUCUGGGUAUUCCUAAUGCUGCUGGUCCCACUUCUGCUAUGGACCAGCAGCACCUUUGUUUUUUAUUUUAAAAAGUGUUUCUACGUGGCCUAUAUGAUGGUUUUGGGUGCGAUUGCGAUUCCGCUUAGUAUAAUGAAAUGCGGCGGCAGGGACGUUGAAAACAUGAGGUAAGUUCCAGGUUGCACAACAGCGCGAGCCGUGCUUUGCUAGCUAACGUUUCGUUUGAUCGUGUGAAUGGAAGAUGGCUAGCUUGCCAAAUACUGAAAUAAUGCAAACAUAACAUCAAUCUGUGCUCUACCCUAAUUUAUCAAUAAGCCAUUUUGCUGAUAUUUUUUUCACCUGUUGGUUGCAACAUUUUGUAACGUAAUGCGAGGUAGUUAUCCAGCGGUUGGAAAGAAAGCAAACUUAGCUAGUUAGCUGCAAAUGAAUUGCCAGAUGUUUGGGACUUUCUGAACUAGGCGGCUAAUACUAGCUAGCUUGCUAACGUUAGAGUCACCUCGCAUCCAGACAUGGCCUCUGGGCCCGACAUUUCGUGGCUGGAAACCGGGUUGGAACACCAUAUCCAACAGGCGUGUGUUUUUUGCACAGAUGUAAAUCAACAAUAGACUGCAGAAAAUGCCACUUUAAUCCAUGAUUUUUGGCAUAGCUUGUGUGUCAAUGUUUUAAGUCUAAACAGGAUCAAGGAAAGAGGAUGUUUGGUUUCAUCAGUUGGUUUAAUGUCAACUGAAUUCCUUUAGUUUAGCAUCAUGCCCCAUACUAGCCAUUGGAAUCCGACUUUCGUUCGUUUCUUCUCGCUAUUCGGAACAUUGCCUAAUAAAACUUUAUUUGAUACCAAUUAUUGGUAUACAGUCUGAAACAAACCACUGCAAAAUCGUGGACAUUUCCCUUACAAACCAGCAUGUUUAAUACAAUUAGAUUCGAACUUACUCUACUGGUUGUCUCUACAGUUGGUCCUUCAGUUGCUCGAAAUUUGAGACAAAUAUACAAAGUAUUGUUUACCCAUCUUUUUUUUAAUAAUCAACUGGCACAUGCAUAAAACCAUGUAAACACCUUAUAGUAUGCAUGCACUUCAGUAUUGUGCACGUGCCUUUGGUCAUGAGCAAACACUUAUUGAUUGCCACACACACACAGACCCCUGUUUUGAAGUAUGUUUAAUAAUAUUUUCCUGUGGAUAUUUUGUCUCAAAUUUCUAACAGCUGACAUUUGGCAGAGUAAAUUCAAAUAUACUUUCAUUCAACAUUCAUGACAAACAAGGGAUGUUUAGGUUUUUCCUGUGUAAAUGUGCAUGGCGUGGCCUACAGAAUUGAAGACAUCGCCAUGUUUCGUGAUUAGUCGGAACGGUGCAAUGCCAGAAUGUGGACAGCGGAGCCCGGUGCGGUAUAUGGCUGGACAUGUUCCAGGAAUGGAAUAUGUCGCUAUACUCCUAAUUAUCCUUGAGCGAUGAAUCGAGAAGAUUGGAAUACUACUAGUUUUAAAUUAUACUGCUGUUUUCGUUAGCAUGCUGGGCUAGCUAAUGCUAUAGCAGCCCAUUGGAUUCCAUGAAAAUGUGAUGUCUAUCGUUGGGGUGGGAAGCGACUGGAAGUGUAGUCGAUUCCAAGGGGUUGCUUUAGCAUUAGCUAGCCUAGGAUAAAAACUGAUGAAAACGGCAGUUUAAUUAAAAACGAGCAGUAUUUCAAUCUUCUCUGUAUCAUUUUGGAUAACGGAAUAAUUAAGAGUAAAGUGCCAUCUCCCAUCCCUGGAUUGAGGUACGUUUUCCAAGCUAUAUCUCGCGCCGGCUCCGUGGUGUCCUGAUAGUGGCAGCCUGUCAUUCCGGCCUUACAGGGAAGAUGUAGCCUACUUACAGCGACCGUAAGGUUGGAAUCUUUAGGUUAGCCCCACACAUUAGACUACGAAAUUUUCAUUCAUUCAGAUAAGUUAUUUGGAAGGCUAAUGCACGCAAAGCAAAAUGGCAAUGAUUUUAGUCUAAAUUAAACCAAUACUACUACUACUACUACUACUACCAAUACUACCACAUCCAUGUGGUCCUCUGUAGCUCAGCUGGUAGAGCACGGCGCUUGUAACGCUAAGGUAGUGGGUUCGAUCCCCGGGACCACCCAUACACACAAAAAAAAUGUAUGCACGCAUGACUGUAAGUCGCUUUGGAUAAAAGCGUCUGCUAAAUAGCAUAUUAUAUUAUUAUAUAUUAUAUUAUAAUCGAGAAUAAAUCAUUUUUUACAGUGUUUAGGAUGGUUGCCAAGUAACAACUGGCCAUUUAAUUUAGGAUAGGGGGAUUGGGUAUUGUACUGUGGACAGAGACAUGGCCUAUUGGACACGAGUGACUGUAUCCGGUAAUUACCAAGAGAGGAGAGGUGGGGGUAAGAUAGAACUGAAUGUCCCUCCUGGUUGGGGUCAUGUUACCGACUGGUUGUUAUGUCUUCCCCUAGAAAUCAAUGGAUGGCCUCCGCCAGCAUGUGCUGCCUGUUGGCCUUGUUAGUUUAGUGAUAACGCAGGGCAGGCUGACCUGGCUCAGGCUCCGUACUCUUGGAAUAACUGAACCAUUUCACAGCCAGGCGUGCAGAUCAGCAGUAUUGGCAGUGGUGUCAUGUUGCACCAGGCAGCAUUCUAUCUCUAUUAACCUAAAGGGUGUCCGGCGCUGGACUCUAUUCACUGUCGCUAACAAGUGUGUGAGAAACGGACAGAGAGGGAGAGUGGGCGUGCGAGAAGAAGAGAAAGCGACAGGGACCCAGACACUGACACAGAUAGAGAGGCGGGGCAGGCCAUAUUAGAAAGAGUUCACUGAUUUGGAAUGGAAGGACGGCACAGCCUGUCCUCAAAUUUGUAGUAGUGGGAAUUGGGAAGUUUUUGACCCUUGCUCGCUCUGUGACUGACCCAGGGUUGUGUUCAGUAUGACAGAAUGGUGUGCAACGUUGAAUUCAAUGGAAAUGGUACUGUACUGAACGAUAAGUUGGAAAAACGUUGUGAUUAUGGUGGCCCAGAGGGCAGUUAACAUAUGGCAGGGUUCUCCAACUUGCGGCCCCCGGCCGAAUUUGGCCCCCCAUGUUUUCUGAGCAAGAAUGUUUCAUUGGACACUUGUUUUAUGGCCCAGCGUCGUCCAGGGUAGGGGAGGGAAUGGCCGGCAGGGAUGUAGCUCAGUUGAUAGAGCAUGGCGUUUGCAACGCCAGGGUUGUGGGUUCGAUUCCCACGGGGGGCCAGUAUAAAAAAAAUAUGUAUUCACUAACUGUAAGUCGCUCUGGAUAAGAGCGUCUGCUAAAUGACUAAAAUGUAAAUGUUUUAUUUUUUUAGCACCAUGAAAUCUGCUUCAAGUGAGUUUAUUUUGGGAAAUCUGUUCUCAAGUAUUCCCAUGCAUAAUAGAGAGACGUGAUCAUAUACAAAUAAGCAAGGUUUUAAAUUAUGUUUUAGUUUAAUAUUAUAUCUGUUUGGGCUUCUUGGGCUUUUUGCAGUCAAUUUGCAGUCUACCAAUUAUUUGUAAUUAUGUUGCGGCCUCCUGACCAUCCGUUCAAUAAAAAAAUCGACCAGCGGCUGAAUCUAGUUGAUGAGCCGACUAGGUGAAAAAUCUGUCUGUGCCCUUAUGCAAGGCACUUAACCCUAAAUCCUCAUGUAAGUCGCUCUGGAUAAGAGCGUCUGCUAAAUGACUAAAAUGUAAAUGUAAUGAUCCCUGCCAUAUGGUCUGCUGCACGAGUUUUGCGAUUUCAGAUGGUCACACCCAUAUUGAUCAGGCUUCACCUCGCCACACCCACCAAAUGGGUUUAAACGUACCUUAAAGGCUGUUGAAGAACGUUGCGCACCGUUUUGUGGAAACGUAUCAUUCAGUACAAACCGUCAUGCAACGUAGCAAACAUUGAAGCAAACUGAAGAGUCACUUCAGCCUCAGCCAGAACAGCGACGGAAUUGUCUGAUCGCCUGUCUGACGUUCCAGACAAAUGGAAUCGUAAUGCUGCUGUCAACAGUCGCCAAGAUUCCAUUGUGAAUUAUCACACUGAGUUUUGUGAUGAAAACAAACAGGGUAUUUUGACACUAACUAACCUAUUGCCUCCUAGCUGCUCAAGGGGAAUGACUUAUGAUGCCAAGUGUCAGCAGUAUUACAGACCUGUCGGUGUGAUAGUGAACCAUGACGUGCUGCUGUUUAGUGUGUUCUUGUCAACCCUUCUCACUGGAUUAUGUCAACUCUCUCUCCCCAUGCCCUUCUCUCUCUCCUCCUGAAUGGACUCAAAUCCCCCUCUGUCAGUCUGCCCCUGUUUCCAUGCCUGCUACAGCCUUGUCCAAACAAACCUCUGAUUGGUCAGUUAGAUUGGAACUUUUGAACCUUUUGUCUGUUGGAACUCGAACAAUGCUAAAGGACAAUCGGUCCGAUCCGAGUGAGGGAAGCGGCAGAAAAGCACAUUUUGUUUUUAUUAAACCGGAGCCAUGGAGAAAGGGGGAGCGUGAGAGGCACAGAGCGAGCAGCAGUAGGCUAUUAGGGAGCGGAGGCCGUUCGGUGUGUUUGAGUAAAACAUGGGAGGCUCGGAGCACCAGCGCAGGCACGGAGGGAGAGACCGCAACCACUGUUAUCGCUCGCUAGACCAACUUCUUGAUAGUUAUUUAUCAUCCCAUCCGGUUACGUAGCACCUAUCUUGAAUGCAUCAAACCGAGAGACGCUAGCUAAUUGAGGCUAGCAAUAACGUUACUGCGCUUCUCACCGUCCUACAGUUAGCCUACACAUAACAUUUACAUUUUAGUCAUUUAGCAGACGCUCUUAUCCAGAGCGACAUAUAGUUAGUGAGUGCAUACAUUAUUUUUUGUAUUUUUCAUACUGGCCCCCCGUGGGAAUCAAACCCACAACCCUGGCGUUGCAAACGCCAUGCUCUACCAACUGAGCUACAUCAGAUUAUAACGUAAAUAGCAGCCAACCUUUUGGAUCUUCAUUCUCAUUUCACUUUUAAUUCUGUCAUUUUAAUUCCACCUUCCAUUGACAAGCAGAGCAGCAGUGCAAUUGUCUCUUUCUCUCCAUGGCAAGCGCGAGGAUCAGAGUGCAUAACUUUUUUUUGCAACUUUUUCCAAAUCAUCAAUAUAGUCGCAUCGUACAGCCCUUAUGUCUUGAUUUCUACGAAAUUCCCAGUUUUAUAGGCCUAUCACAACUAAAUAAAUAAUGGAUUUUACUGUGACGUGUAGGCUAUAUAAAAUUGAUUUAUUCGACUUUUUAAAUUGUAGCUGUUCCAAAGUCGCGCAUCAGCAGCUUGUAUGCAUGGAACCUCGGAGACGCUAAACAUGCUUAUGUUAAUUAACGGUCAGUUACCGUGAGAAUGGCAUUCAUUUGCAUUAUAAUUACUGGCUGACAAAAUUAUGACACCACAGCCCUAUAUAUGCCCACACCAUUCUGUUGUUUGGGUACCCCCACACCAUUCCUACAGAAAGCUUAACUCCUAGGUAUAACAUUGGAUUGUCUAUUAUCAUGGUCAAGUCAUAUUGACAGAGUUGUUGUGAAGAUAGGGAGGGGUAUGUCUGUUAUAAAAACUGAACUAGUUGUUCAGGCUCUGGUCUUGUUUCAUCUUGAUUACUGUCCGGUAAUAUGGUCAAGUGCAGCAAAGAAAGAGAUAGCAAAGCUGCAGCUGGCUCAAAACAGAGCAGCACGCCUUGCCGUAACUGCACAUACAGAACUAACAUCAACAACAUGGAUGCCAGUCUUUCCUUGUUGAGGGUUGACAAGAGAUUACCUGCUUCUCUUGUAUUUUUUUGAGGAAUAUUACUGUGACAAAUUCCAGAUUGUCUGCAUAAUCAAGUAACAUUUAGCUCAGACACCCAUACAUGCCACCAGGGGUCUCUUCACCGUCCCGAGGUUCAAAACAGAUUCACAGCAAUGCAGUUUUAUACAGAGCCAUGAUCGCAUGGAACUCCCAUCUCCAAUUACUCAACCAAACAGCAAAAUUACCUUUAAAAAAAUGAUUUAAACAACAACUCGUGGAACGCCGGGACUGUGAGGGGACACACACACACACACACAAUUAUUUUUGCAUUGUAUUGUUUGUAUAAUAUUUUGGUUGUAUUGUUGGUAUAUCGUUGUAUUUUAAAUUUGUGUGACUGUCCUUGUCUAUCAGUGUUUUGUUACUUGUCAUGUUUGUGUUUUUUGUGGACCCCAGGAAGAGUAGCUGCUGCUUCUGCAAAAGCUAAUGGGGUACAAAUAAAUAAACACAGAAAAGCUGCAUUUUAACAUACUUAAUUACUUUUUUUUUUUUUUACCAGGUCAUAUUUCCUAAGAAUCUGAAAACACUGGACAGUUACCUUUAACUAAUUUCCUACAAUUCUACACAUUUUGCCAUGGCUUAUGCCUUGUUCUUAUGCUAUCUGAGUGACUCAAACGUUAUAACAAAAUCAAUGGGAAUUUUGGACAUUUAGAUUCUCCCUGACUGUAGUUUUUUUAUUCGGGUGGUUCUCCAAAGAUGAGCUUAUUUAAAAAUGUAAAUAGCUCCAGUAUCUUUUCUACAUAGUUUAUAUCUGGUUUUAUUCUUAAAUUUAUACAAAAAAUGUUUUGACUUCCCUAAAUAAAUAACAGUAAAAAAUGUUGGAUUGACGGCCACAAUUGAUUGCUUUCAUGACAGGGCACAGAGAGAACCUACAGAGAGCCAUUUCCUUCCCCUUAUUGUGGUUGUUUAAGAACAAGAACAGCAGACAAUGCUCUUCAUCUAGCCUAACCAUGUUUUGUAUGUAAUGGUACAUGUGACGCCAGCAGCAGACAAUGUUCUAGCUCCAUUAUUGUAGGGAUGAACAUGAGUACUCGAACGGACGACAAAACUCUCUUUUAAGCAGAGAUUAAAAAAAUAAAAUAAAAAUCUGCUGCUGAAAAACUAUUUGGUGGAAUGUGCUAUGUGGCUUGUCCUGAGAAAAAAAUAGGACUUUUGGUCUUGAAGAUAUUCAUUUGCUUUGACUCUAGUGUUCCAUGUGUACAUGUGCAUUUGCGGGCCACAACAAAAAAGAAAUCAAGGCAAGCAUCAGUUCUUCUCUAAAUUCCCUUUCCCCUCCAUGUCUCACUCCCUCAAUUGCGUUCCGACCGCUCCCUCUACACACGCGUGCCGAGUUCGCACACAAGCUCCCAUUAGGCCUACAUAAAUGCAUGCUUAUAAAAACGUUUGUAGCAAAAAAAGAUAUAUUCCUCUAAGUGACAUGAUCACUUAUCUGAGAAGGUAAAAAAAAAAAAAAAAAAUGAUUUUGUUUCUGAGGGUCACCUCAACACCAAAGUUACUGGGAACUUGCAAAUAACUGUCAACUUAAUAAAUGAAACAUCUGAUUGGCUUAGAAUAAAAACGGGUAUAGAUAUAACAACCAGAUGAAUUGGUUGAAACAUUAAACAGCAGCAAUGUGUUCUUUUUUUAUUUGAAUCCAAAUAUGGAAGUGGGCUUAAUGAGAACACGGGACUGUUUUCCAAAACGAGCUGAAACUUUUGGAAUAAUUGUGUCCCGUCUAUUUUCCGCUUAGGCUACUUUGCAAACUGCUAGUGCCAUUUAGAAUGGGUUAGCGUAGGCUAUAACCCAUCUCCCUCAAUAAAGAUAGACAGGUUCUACACUGAAAAUAUGCAAAAACAUUAGUUUGAUAAAGACGGAGCGUAUUUUCAUCAGAAUCAAGUUUAGGCCUACUCAUCAAACAGAUGUCGUGGCUGUAAUUAAUCACCAUGUAGUUUUCAAUGUGGAAUUGUUAAUCUAUUUAGAAAAUUUGACAGAACCGGCAGAAUAAACUUAAUCGAACAUCUGUUGGCCUAUAUCGAAAAUAAGACAGAUUUUGUUUUGUAACCCUGAAGAAAUUGUCUUUCAACGCGCCAAACUAAGCGCCGUUUGGGACUAAUAACAACAAGAUAACUAAUGUAAAACAUACUGUAUCCAUAAUAAGUUUAUAGGUUAAGAACUUUUGUGAAAGAGCACAGUUUGAAAGAUAUGGCAUAUAGAAGCAAACCGGAUGGACAUCAUGAAAAUGAUCGGAGAGGUUGACUGUAGAGGGAGUUCAGGAGUAAAAACAAACAAAAUAGAUCUAUUGUAAAAUUGACUGUGUCCAUAAAAUUGUAUAUACUAUGUGUAAGCUGGAAGUAGAGGCCUAAGCGUUGUUCACUAGUUUACUCCAAUUAGGGGAGGGGUGGUGGGGUUGGAAAGUAAUAAAUGUGUGUGUAUAUAUGUGUAUAUUUAUUUUAUUUUUUGCGGAAAAAAAUAAAACCGGCCCUGUUUCAAAAAUGAGUCCAGACGUGCAUUACUUUGCACCGGCAACUUUUUUCAUGCUAUUAAAUGGGUGUCUUGAAUGUGAUAAGGGCUCAGGAAAUGAGGCUAUGUCAUUGCACAGCCAUAGGCUUCUACAAGCAAGCACCACUGCUGAGGUUACUGCCUUUUUGAAGAUUGUGUUACACAGUAUAAUAUAACCAGUUGAUAUUACGGUUUCAAUAAAUUAAUCUUAAAUGGCAAUAGUUUUUUGUUGACUGAAUAUACUCAUUGGCCAGUUUAUUAGGUACACCACCCCGUUCACAAAUGGUGGUUUGCGCCUACAGACAUUGAGUCAUGUGGCCGUGGCUUGCUAAAUAAAGCAGGUAGACGGGCAUUGAGGCGUUCAGUUACUGUUCGAUUGAAUGUUAGAAUGGGCAAAACGAGUGACCUAAGCAACUUUGAGCGUGGUAUGAUCGCCGGUGCGCCGGUUCCAGUAUCUCAGAAACGGCCGACCUCCUGGGCUUUUCAUGCAUGACAGUGUCUAGGGUUAACCGAGAAGGGUGCAACAAACAAACAAACAGUCCUGUGGGUGAAAACAGCUCAUUGACGAGAGGUCAAAUGAGUAUGGCAAGAAUCGUGCAAGCUAAUAGGCAGGCCACAAACAGGCAUAUAAUGGCGCAGAACGGCAUUUCGGAACGCACAAUUCGUCGGUCUUUGUCACGGAUGGGCUAUUGCAGCAGACGACCACACCGGGUUCCACUCCUAUCAGAUAAAAAAAGACUCCAGAAGCGGCUCCAGUGGACAAUUGUGGAAUGGAAAAACAUUGCCUGGUCUGACGAAUCCCGGAUCCUGUUGCAUCAUGCUGAUGGCAGAGUCCGGAUUUGGCGUAAGCAACAUAAGUCCAUGGCCCUGUCCUGCCUGGUGUCAAUGGUACAGGCUGGUGUCGGUGGCGUAAUGGUGUGGGGAAGGUUUUCCUGGCACACGUUCGGUCCCUUGAUACCAAUUGAGCAGUGUUUCCAUGCCCCGAAGAAUUCAGGCUGUUCUGGAGGAAAACGGCAGUCCAACUCGGCACUAGAGCUAGUUUAGCAAUUAGGAUUUGUUAUCUGUAAUGAUUAUGAUAAAUUAGGCAUUGUUGUGCACUUUUGACAUAUAGAGGUGCAAUUUUAUUUUUCUCCCAGUGAGUAAAAAAAUACAUGAAAAUAAUAAUGUACUCCCCCAAAAAUCAUGCGAGUACUUGAACAGUCAAAACAUUUCAAAUGUAUGUUAGGUUACUUAUGGAGUUCAAAGAAAAGAGAAAUCCGCACACUGCUCUUUCUCGUAUCACUUGUUUUAUUAAAGCUAUCGUGUCGGCCUCUUCUACCUUCAUCUGAGCUUUUAGGUUACUUAUUGAGCACAUUUCGUUCAGUCCAACAUACUGCUACAAACAGACAAAUCUUGUAUUUUCUCACAGCCUUAGUUAAUUGAGACCGUAGCAGUGUUUGAGAGCAUUAAGUCUGCUCCGUUGCUGAUCACUGAGAGAGCAGAUUUGGUGCUCUGAAACACUCAUGGAUGCAUAGUCGGAUCGUUUAACACUGAAAAUGGUUUUCAGAUCAAGAUUGAAUUGAACAUUGCUGUGUUCUUUCCUGUCUCCAGGGUGGUCCGUGCUCUGGUUCGUCAUGUUAAGUACUUCCUGGGUCUGAGGUUCGACGUGAGUGGCUUGGAACACCUGCAGACAGAGGGACCCUACGUCAUCAUCUCCAACCACCAGAGCUCCCUGGACGUUCUGGGUACGGGACACACAAACAGAUGACCAGACGGACACGCGCAGACUGACGUGCCUGCACACACACACACACACAGACGGACGUGCCUGCACACACACACACACACACACACACACACACACAGACGGCCGUGUCGACACAAACGCACACACACACAGAUCCACGCAUUUGACAUUUUAGUAAUUUAGCAGACGCUCUUAUCCAGAGCAACUUACAGUUUAGUGCAUUCAUCUUAAAAUAGCUAGGUGGGACAACCACAUAUCACAGGCAAAGAAAGUACCUCAAUAACGUAGCUAUCAGUAGAGUCAGAGCUAGAAGAGGGGUUGGGUCAAGUGCAAUUGCUGGUUAAGUGAGGAUUAUUUACGAUACUGUUUGAAGAGGUAGGGUUUCAGAUGUUUUCGGAAGAUGGGCAGGGACUCUGCUGUCCUGGCAUCAGGGGGAAGCUGGUCCCAUCAUUGGGGUGCCAGGACAGAGAAGAGCUUGGACUGGGCUGAGCAGGAGCUGCCCUCCCAUAGGGGUGGGAGGGCCAAGAGACCGGAGGUGGCAGAACGGAGUGCUCGGGUUGGGGUGUAGGGUUUGAGCAUAGUCUGAAGGUAGGGAGGGGCAGUUCCUCUUGCUGCUCCGUAGGCAAGCACCAUGGUCUUGUAGUGGAUGCAAGCUUCGACUGGAAGCCAGUGGAGUGUGCGGAGGAGCGGGGUGACAUGAGAGAACUUGGGAAGGUUGAAAACACACACUUUUGGAUAGAAUCAGAGCUUCCCCUAUAUGAAUCAAACUUGUAUUGUAUGCUAACACUGGGCGUCUCCCUUUCCACUAACUCCAUUUGACCCUCCAUAGCUCACGUCCUAAGGGAUUCCUCUAGUAAUGGUUUGAGUGCAGUCACAGGGCACUCUAUUCUGAGAGAAGAGUAUAAUGGGGAUACACUAAUGGUUUCUAUGCGUACAGACUGACAACUGUCAUUUGGUAUAGCAUCACACUAGACGUGAUCACUGACAUGGCUGUCUAAGGAAGUUAGUCCAAAUCCAACAGAGACUGAAGCCUAACUCUAGGGCCAGACUGGUGCAUGUAAUCAAUCAACAGCACUGUUUUAAGAUGGUGGAUUAUUUUGUAGAUAAUGAGGUUACAGGUGUAUUUGACUGUAGGGAAAAGCCAGGAUCAAUAUGAAAUGCAUUAUGCUUGGCACCAGAGGAUUGUGCAGCACUAGCCCUAAAUAGUGCCAGGAGGUGGCUGACUGGCUGUAUAGAGUGCAGAUUAUGUUGUGCAUUUUCACAUCAAAAGUGAUCACCUUGGGUAUUGGGAGAUUUUGUGUAUAUUGUAAAGUCCUUUUGAUUGAAACGUCUUUGGAGAUCAUGUUGUGAUGAGCGGUCUGUUUUUCAGAGUUGGGAAGUCAGUCUCUCACGGUGUCAGUGAGCAGAGGAGGAGAGGAAUUCUUAGCAUGUCUCUCCUACUGGAUUCCUAUAGGGUCUAGGUUAUGAUACGUGUGUGUGUGCCUCAUCUCUUAGCAUACCCCCUAAAUCUCUGUCGUGAGGCUGCUGAUUUGGCCUCAGUGUGUUUUCGCCUUCACUGCUGGCUGGCGGAGUUGGUGUGUGUCUGGGUGUUGGCUGAGUGGCGUGAGCAGGCUGCAAGCCAGGAGACUGACAACAGGAGAGAAAGGGAGGAAUGGAUGGAUAGCGUGGGUUGGAGAAAAUUGAGAUUGUGUGACCGUGAGAGAGAGCUUACCUUUCGUGAACGAACACUCGCACUUUACUCCCCUGGUGACGGAACAAGGGGGAGUUCUUAUAGAACGCCAGCAAAAAAGCCUCUAUUUACAUGUUCCUUAUGAGUGCAUUUCACACUACUUCAGUGUGUCGUGUACUGGGGUGGUAGAUGCCCAGUUUCCCAUAUGGCUCAGCUCAGGUGCCUUCAUAGACAUACACUGAGUGUAUAAAACAUUAGGAACACCUGCGCUUUCCAUGACAGACUGACCAGGUGAAUCCAGGUGGACGCUAUGAUCCCUUAGUGAUGUCACUUGUUAAAUCCACUUCAAUCAGUGUAGAUGAAGGGGAGGAGACAGGUUGAAGAAUGACUUUUUAAGCCUUGAGACAUGGAUUGUGUGUGUGCGAUUCAGAGGGUAAAUGGGCAACACAAAAGAUGUCAGUGCCUUUAACGGGGUAUGGUAGUAGGUGCCAGGCGCACCGGUUUGAGUGUGUCAAGAACUGCAAUGCUGCUGGGUUUUUCACGUUCGACAGUUUCCCGUGUGUUUUUAAGAAUGGUCCACCACCCAAAGGACAUCCAGCCAACUUGACACAACUGUGGGAAGCAUUGGGGUCAACAUGGGCCAGCAUCCCUGUGAAACGCUUUUGACACCUUGUAGAGUCCAUGCCCCGAUGAAUUGAGGCUGUUCUGAGGGCAAAAGGGGGUGUAACUCAAUAUUAGGAAGGUGUUCCUAAUGUUUCGUACACUGUUUACAUUUACACACUCACUCACUCACACACAGAGAGAGAGAGAGAGCGAGAGAGAGAGAAGUCCAGCUCAUGGGCUCCAUCAGCAGCAUAUUCUAAUUUAGAAUGGAAAAUGAAUGUGUUCAUGCAACAAAUGUUAGUGCAUCAAAUCUUAUCCCAUCAAACCGAAUCACGUUGAUGCUUUCCUCUAAUCAAACCGAAUCGCGCAAAUUGUUUAAAACUGAAACGUAUCGUUCCUGUAUCAUAUCGGCGCCCAUGUAUCUAGAUGCGUAUCAAAUCGUCUUGAAAGGGAAAGAUGCACAUCCCUACCAACCUCCCAUCAUACAGUCGUGGUCAAAGGUUUUGAGAAUGACACAAGUAUUGGUCUUCACAAAGUUCGCUGCUUCAGUGUUAUGAUAUAUUUUUGUCAGAUGUUACUAUGGUAUACUGAAGUAUAAUUACAAGCAUUCCAUAAGUGUCAAAGGCUUUUAUUGACAAUUACAUUAAGUUUAUGCAAAGAGUCAAUAUUUGCAGUGUUGACCCUUCUUUUUCAAGAUCUCUGCAAUCCGCCCUGGCAUGCUGUCAAUUAACUUCUGGGCCACAUCCUGACUGAUGGCAGCCCAUUCUUGCAUAAUCAAUGCUUGGAGUUUGUCAGAAUUUGUGGGUUUUUGUUUGUCCACCCGCUUCUUGAGGAUGGGAUUAAGGUCUGGGGAGUUUCCUGGCCAUGGACCCAAAAUGUCGAUGUUUUGUUGCCCAAACCAUUUAGUUUUCACUUUUGCCUUAUGGCAAGGUGCUCCAUCAUGCUGGAAAAGGCAUUGGUCGUCACCAAACUGUUAUUAGAUGGUUGGGAGAAGUUGCUCUCGGAGGAUGUGUUGGUACCAUUCUUUAUUCAUGGCUGUGUUCUUAGGCAAAAUUGUGAGAAGCAACCCCACACAUGAAUGGUCUCAGGAUGCUUUACUGUUGGCAUGACACAGUACUGAUGGUAGCGCUCACCUUGUCUUCUCCGGACAAGGUGUUUUCCGGAUGCCCCAAACAAUCGGAAAGGGGAUUCAUCAGAGAAAAUGACUUUACCCCAGUCCUCAGCAGUCCAAUCCCUGUACCUUUUUGCUGAAUAUCAGUCUGUCCCUGAUGUUUUUCCUGGAGAGAAGAGGCAUCCUCCAAAAGUCUUCGCCUCACUGUGCGUGCAGAUGCACUCACACCUGCCUGCUGCCAUUCCUGAGCAAGCUCUGCACUGAUGGUGCCCCGAUCCCGCAGCUGAAUCAACUUUAGGAGACGGUCCUGACGCUUGCUGGACUUUCUUUGGUGCCCUGACGCCUUCUUCACAACAAUUGAACCUCUCUCCUUGAAGUUCUUGAUGAACCGAUAAAUGGUUGAUUUAGGUGCAAUCUUACUAGCAGCAAUAUCCUUGCCUGUGAAGCCCUUUUUGUGCAAAGCAAUGAUGAUGGCACGUGUUUCCUUGCAGGUAACCUUGGUUAACAGAGGAAGAACAAUGAUUUCAACCACCACCCUCCUUUUUAAAGCUUCCAGUCUGUUAUUCUAACUCAAUCAGCAUGACAGAGUGAUCUCCAGCCUUGUCCUCGUCAACACUCUCACCUGUGUUAACGGGAGAAUCACUGACAUGAUGGCAGCUAGUCCUUUUGUUGCAGGGCUGAAAUGCAGUGGAAAAGUUUUUGGGGGAUUAAGUUCAUUUUCAUGGCAAAGAGGGACUUUGCAAUUAAUCUGAUCACUCUUCAUGACAUUCUGGAGUAUAUGCAAAUUGCCAUAAUCAAAACUGAGGCAGCAGAUUUUGAAAAUUAGUAUUGUGUCAUUCUCAAAACUUUUGACCACGACUGUAGAUAUGAACUACUGCUCCACCUGCUGAUCCAAAUCCUGUAAUGAACAGCCCCAGCCUUCUGCCCUAGCUUCUCUCUCUGCCCGCUUCCCUCAAAGAGCACUUUGUUGGCUGCGAAAUGGGAAACACAGGUCGCUCUAUCUCGGUUACACACACACAGAUCGAGGAGUCAGGUGUUACCCCGUUUCCUUUAUACUGCCCACCUUAUCCCAGAGUGCACCAUAUCAAACCAGCUACUCUCACCUGGCUGGGCUGACAGGACACCAAAAUAAACAACCAGCCAACAAUAUAGAUCAGACCCGCUCAAACGAUCAAUACAGGGCUCCAGACUAAAAAAAUUCCCUGGUGGCACCACAUUUUUCAGUUUGUGGCACCAGCCCGUGAUUUAGUUGCACCAAUUUUUUUCUGCGGCGUGGCGCAAUAGAUUUCUUAAAAAUCAUCUUAUAAAGUCAUUCACAGUGCUUUGUUAAAAAGUGUAAUAGACUACUGAGAUGAUAUGGAAGAAAUGCGUUUAAUCUUUUCAUGUUGUGAUACAAAAUGUUUUUAUGUGCAACCUAAUACAGUGAUUGUCAUGCAUUUUGGGUAGACAGUUGUGCUAUUGUUAUAUUUUAUUGUUAAAAUAGGGCGGCAGAAUUGAAUGAAUUUGCAUGCAUCUGUAUAUGCUCUAAUAUUAUAGGCACAUUUAUUUGGGGCUAAUUCACCACUUCAGUAAAUGGAAACUCAAAACACAUUAGCUAGAUCGCUAACUCUAAAUCUAAUACCCACUGCUAGUAGCCAUAAUCUAACAGUAAAUGUAAUGUCCCAAUUUAUUUUGCAGUUGUAGCUUACCGCCCAAUAAAGCCUAUGUACUCGCAAUGGCCAAUGCGCAUUUCGCACGCUCCAUAUCUCGAAGCCAUAUCAAAUAUCUUGUUUGUAAAAUAGUUGCUAUUGAGAGUUGAGAAAUAAAAAGGACACCUACAGAAAGCUGAGAACAUCCUCUCCCAAACUUUGACAACAGGAUAGCUGUGUUUUCCCAUCAAUUUGAGAGAAAAACAAUUGAUUAUUUCCUUUUUAAAGGAGAGCUAGAGUGGCUCGCAUGACACAGCAGCAGGCCCCAGCAAAAACGGAUACAGGGGCAAGCAGACACUUUCAUUACAGGAAUCAUGAGGAUAAUGUACUUUUAGUGUUUGACCAAGGCAUGGUUUUAGCCUCCUAGUCAUGGUUUUGAUUGAGGUGACCAUGUAGAAUGUGCAGCUUGCAUCAACGUGACCAAUAAAUAAAAAAAUAUGCGCGCUGCCAAGUCAAAAGGUCGCAAAAUGUGACUAAAUGGAGUCCUGCAAUACACUACUGAUUUCAUUAGCUACAGACAACUCACUGCAAGGCAUGGCGACCAGACCCAGGACCAAAUAACAGAGAAGUCAAAUGAAAAACAUUACGGAUUGCUUCAGCCACCACACAAAUAAAUGACAUAUUUCAAUAGCUGUCUGUUCACAAGGCUAGUGUGAGAUAAGAUAGUAACAGGCCAAAGCUCAUCCCAGAUACAGUAAUGAUGCAAUUAAUUAUUGUCUUGAGUAGAACAACCGAUCAGGGGCCUCAUUUAUAAAUGUUGCGUACUUAGAAAAUAUACCCCAAAACAUGCGUGUGCCAGUUUUCCCGCAAAAGUUGGCAUUUAUAAAAACUGAACUUGGCGUGAGAAUGUCCUUACCUCCAUGCAAACUUUAGACCACCGUUCAUGGUCAGAAAAAUGUCCUAUCUUCUGGCGACUCAAUACUAAUCAGGCUACUGUGCGUUAAAGGCCAUCGUCUCAUUCCAAAUCAUUCAGUGGGGUCAAUGGAAUCGUUGUACAAAAAUUCAGUUAGAUUCAACCCCACAUGACUGAGUUCAUACAGAACAUAAAAUAUCCCAGUUAUCAGGUCUAAAAGAUCCUCUAACGGAUCUAAUAGGCUAGAUUUCCACUAACAAAUCCUCUCAAAGAUCCUUUUCUCCCCCCGGUCUAAUGGAGAUCCUACCAGAUCCUGUAACGGAUACUAACAGAUCCUCUCCAAUCCCCAGGUCUAAUGGAGGUUCUCCCAGAUCGUUGCACCAUGAUUGCCAAGAAGGAGCUGGUGUACGCGGGCACGGUGGGCAUCGUGUCCUGGCUAGGCGGCAUCGUCUUCAUCAACCGCAAGAAGACCAGCGACGCCAAGAGUGUAAUGGCCGAAGCUGCCAAGACCAUGCUGGACGACCAAGUAAUUCUACAGGACUAAUCUAUGGGACCACAUGAUUAUACAUGUAGCCUUCUGCUGUACUCUGGGCCAUGCCUAAGUCAUGAUUAACUCCAGCCUGAUUGGCAAUGAUGCCAGAGAGUGACAUAGAUCAUAAGACUUUGAGCGACUGGUUUAUUCCAUUCCCAAGCCAAUAUGUCCUGAAACUUAACCCAUUCAAGUUUGAAUACUUGAUAGUUGUGCGUUUUGUAUUCUAAUUUCUGGCUGAGUAUCUAGGUCUAUCUCCACCACUGAUAUUGACAUACUGUCCAUGCUUCCUCAUGGGCCUCACCUUUGACCCCUGACCUUUGUCCCCGGUAGAUCCGGCUGUGGGUGUUCCCUGAGGGCACACGGAACCAGAGGAGCGACCUGCUGCCCUUCAAGAAGGGAGCCUUCCACCUGGCAGUGCAGGCACAGGUGAGCCGCAUGGCUGUGUGUGUCCGUGUGCGUGCAUGCCUCAAUUCCAGUGGUCACUCUAUUUGGAGGCAGUUGGUGUGUGUUGAUCUGGAUUUAGAUUUAGGUGUUGGUUACUGGGUAGAGGGGCUCUGGUAGUAUGGGGUUAUGGUCGUGGGUAUUAUACCUAUUUAGGACACAAGGGGGAGCUGACAACCUAGCGUGGGUACUGAAUGAACAUGAUCUGAUUUUCAGAUAUUUUCACUGCCUUUGUCUGAGAAAGAAAGAAAGAAAGAGCCAGAGCGAGAGACAUAGAGAGGGACGGAGAGAGCGAUACAGAGGGAGAGAGACGCAGAGCACGUAAUGGAAAGGGUUUCUGAGGUAACCGAGAGAAGGUGAUAUAGGAUGAGCGUUGGGGAGAGAGAGGGUGAGAGAAAGACACAUAUGUUUUCUGAGGUAACAGAGAGAGUGGGGGAUACACAAAGGAUGAGUCUUUGAAAGCUUGGCCCUGAAGAAGCAGCAGUAAUCUCUCUCUGUUCAGUUCAAAGGCUGCUGUCUGGCUGUCCUGAAGGUUGGAAGUCUGUCUCGCUCUGCUAUGGUUCAAGCUCUCAGCACCAGUCAGGGAGGGAAGGACGGCGGGGAGGGAAGGAUGGAGGGGAGGUAGAUGUGUGUACAGACAGUCUGUGUGUAGCUGGUUCAGCCAUGCAUGUGAUUUGUCUGUAUCUGUGUGUUCAUGUUUGUCUUUGUCUUGCCUGAGGGAGGGAAAAAUCAUUGAAAAGUAGAUUACUUAUCUUGGAAAAAAGAAUGGUAUUUUGGGACCAUGGGCUUGAAUGGAAUGUGGAACGAACUGUCAUGAUAACUCUCUCGCUCUCUCUCUGUUUUCGUUUUGCUCACUCUCUCUCCCCUCUCGCUCUCUCUGUUCUAGGCUCCUAUCAUCCCCAUCGUGUUCUCCUCCUACAGUAACUUCUACCUACGUAAAGAAAAGCUUUUCAACUCGGGUACAGAUCACGUUUUUAAUUCAUUGUGAAAUGGCUCAUACAGAGCUACUCUUGAAAUGAACUGCUCAUGACAUGUAUAGAAAGAUGUUGUCUUUUGGUUGCAUGCAAACACGAUGAUGAAUGAGGGUUGUGCUGAUGAUAAUGAUGGUUGGACUGAUGAUGAUGAUGCUAUGCUCAAACUAGGGACCAUCACGCUGAAGAUCCUUCCGAAGAUCGAGACGAAGGGCAUGACGUCAGACGACGUGGCCGACCUCUCCGACAAGUCCUACGACCUCAUGCGCUCAGUCUUCCUGGACAUCUCUGGCUUCGCCCCCUUAACCCAGAGCAACGGGCCCUCCUUGCACCACUGAACAUUUCCCAUGUCCGAGACACCUAAACCUUUCCCCUACCUACAGAUUAGGUAAAAUAUAUUGGCACCCUUAUGGAGCAGAAUGUUCUGUUUUCUCUUUUCAAAACUGGUUGAAUGGCAAUUUUUUUUUACCCUGUAGGCACCUGCAACUUACCACAGGUGUGAGAUAAAUUACACAGUAAACGAGAAAUUGCCUCCAACCAAAUUAAUUCGAAUUUUGAAUAAAUUAGUCUAGGCCAUUUAUUUUCUUUGAAGAAAAACCUAAAUGUAGGUUUUUUUUAUUUGGGGGGGGGGGGGGGGGGGGGGGUUCCUGUGCAGUUGUAAGUCAAACAAAUACAUGUGUGAACACAAUGUUUUCCAUUUCAACUUAUUUUUGAAGAAAUAGUGAAUCGUGCAAGGGUGCCAAUAUAUUUGACCACAUCUGUACCAGGACACAAUGCACACACACCCCAGGCCUCUGUCAUGAACUCAUCUGUUGUUUUGGCCUGGUACAGUUUGGUUCUGGUUGGCUCCUGCUCCGACCCAGCCCCCAUACAGUGCAGUCCUGACCUCUCACUGCAGAAGCCCUGUUGGCUCUGCAGGUUACGAGUGGAGUGACGGACGGCAAGCAAAACGGAACAGUAUUAAU
Coregonus sp. 'balchen' is the source of this 19045-nucleotide messenger RNA. The record is from the annotation of a GenBank genome assembly. Lineage: Eukaryota; Metazoa; Chordata; Actinopteri; Salmoniformes; Salmonidae.